AUGGUUUACUACCACACCUCCGGAAACGUAAAACUGCUAAGAAAUAUUAUCAUUGACUAUGGAGCUGCUAGCGAGGUGUCACCAUACGAAUAUAUGAAAAGUUAUAUAGAAAAAUGUCCAGAAACUACUGAGGAUACAAAACUAUCAUGGAUAGCAGAAACAUUUUUGAGUUUCCAAAGACAUCGCACGUUCUUGCAGGAGAUAGCUUCCCAUUUACACGAAGAGCUUACAGAUGAGGAUCAAGAUUAUUUCAUGAUCAUACUCCACGCAGUCACUUUUCAAUGUGUGCCAAAAGACAUGCAGCUACUUUACAAGUGUCUCUUCAACUUAAGCAAGCCUCUGUUGAAUACUUUCACAAAGUUUUUAAGCAACAAUGAAGUAUUAACAUUUAUAUCGCAAGUCGCUCAAUCUAGCUAUGACACGAAUUUCAUAACUGAAAAAAUUAUUGGACCACUUUUUGAAUGGCAGCCUUACAUUAGUGAUAUGGCUCAUAGCUAUGCUGAGCAUGUAAAGAAGAUGGAAAAUAGGAAGAUAAAACCACUCACAGUACCUGUUCAACCCAAUGUAUUAAACCGCAAAGGUAAAGAAUAUAUUCCCCCACCAGUUCAGCCAGGUUUUUUCCCAGCAACUCCUCCAAACUCUAUGCUUAACAAAAAGAAAAGGAUGUUAACAAAAACUGCUAUUGAUCAAAAAUUGAAACAAAUUCACGAAAAGAACAAACAAAAAGCAGCUCAUUUGUUAAAUGACGUUAAAAACAAAGAUUUUCAUUAUGCUCAACUUAAAUCUGAUAGAUAUUAUAAAAGACUCUCCAGUAUCAGAGACGAAAUAGAAAUCGAGAACACAAAAGCAAAGCCCAGACAAAAUUCUAUAUUUAAAGCUAGUCCUCCACCAGUAAAAGAGACUGCUACUACUAUAAAAAGAAUGAACAAAAGAAUACAAUUAGCAGAAGAAGACGAAGUGCAAUGGUUACACAAUGUAAUGAAAUGUUGUAGAAAUACUGUCAAAAUUGAUGAAAUAACGGAACAUGACAGACAAGAAAAAGAAAGGGAAAGGUUGCUUGAUAUAGAAAAGAAACAUUUGUUGGGUCAAAUUACAUACGAAGAAGCAUUACUCUCAAAAAAGAAAUUGCUAGAAGAAAACAAAAAGAAAUAUGAAGAAUUUUUGAAGGAAAAGGAGGCCUGGAAUGAAGAAAUAGAACGGUGGAGAAAAGUUGAAAUGGAAAAAAACCGCAAACAAGUAGAAAAACUUUCCAUGAUAGAACUGAGCCUAUUGCAAGCCAAAAACGAUAUCGCUGCGAAAAAGAAAGAAUCAGCUGAUAAAGUAAAGAAAGAAACCGAAAUGAUAUUAGCAAAAGCUAUUCAAGAAAAACAAGAACAACUAGAGCGUAGGGUCAAUAUGAUCAAAGAAAUAAAAAUAUUAGCCAUGAUUGCUAGGAAAGCUAGAGUGCCUAAAAUAAUAGAUCUGACGGAAACAUCCGGACUGGGUUUGCUUUGUGAAAUGUCGAUGGCAGAGUUACAGGAACGGUUAAAUGCCAUGAAAAUAGAAUUAAAGGACGAAAUAGAAACAAAGAGAACGCUUAUUAGAGAUGAAAAUAAAGCUGCGAAGCAAGACCUGGAGGAAACAAAGACAACUAUCAAGAAUUAUCUGAGUGAGCAAACAAUGCUACGAAAACGUAACAGAAAGUCCAAUCUGACUCUCGUGAAGUCGACUUCAUCUAAAGAAGUGACUGAUUUGAAAAAGAUCUUAGAGGAGAAACGAAAGAUGCGAAUCAAGUUGUGUACAUGA
This is a messenger RNA of Helicoverpa zea (corn earworm), 1785 nucleotides long. RefSeq names its product cilia- and flagella-associated protein 99-like. The transcript has a single exon. Bases 1 to 1785 code for a protein of 594 amino acids. NCBI's taxonomy places the organism in Eukaryota, Metazoa, Arthropoda, Insecta, Lepidoptera, Noctuidae. The record is from RefSeq and is a predicted model, not a curated record.